Molecule: messenger RNA, 9924 nt
Organism: Alligator mississippiensis (American alligator)
Lineage: Eukaryota; Metazoa; Chordata; Crocodylia; Alligatoridae
Gene: PLEKHG1
Product: pleckstrin homology and RhoGEF domain containing G1
Exons: 18
Coding region: 361-5064 (1567 amino acids)
Molecular function (GO): guanyl-nucleotide exchange factor activity
Source: RefSeq, a predicted model, not a curated record
CUUGGUACACAAUCUGCAACAAGUUGUUUUUACCCGUCUUAGUUGUAGGUGGUGUAUGCCCUAGGGAGGUUUUGCAGCUCCGCACUCUUACUGCAGAAGACAAGAGAAAGUGGAAGGACUGUUUUUCUUUCUUUUCUAGUAUGCAAGCUUCACGCUGGGAUGUCUGUCUCAGACAAGAAGCCUGACUCAGGGCAAGAUAGAAAACUCCAUUUGAAAUGAAGGAAAGAUGUUGUCAAGACACGGAGGAGCUUAAAUGAGGAUUUACAAUUUUGCAUUUUCUCUUAAGCUGAGGUCUGAAAGAAAAUGUUGCUUUUAUUGAGUUGGUUUUUAUUUUUUAUUUUUUUUGUUUUUUAAGGAACAAUGCUCAUAGAUGACUAUCAUUUGCCUCUUGAUGUCUUACCAGUUAUGACAGAGAGUCCUGGUCCCAAGACAGCAAGGGAAGAGUUACACGAGGAGAACAGACCUUUCCGCUACUGUGGAGUAAAGACCAUGGAGCUGUCAGACAGCGACCGCCCUGUCAGCUUUAGUUCCACGUCCUCAUCUGCCUCCUCCAGGGAUAGCCACUGUUCCUUUGGCAGUAGAAUGACCUUAGUUUCAAACAGCCAUUUGGGGUUGUUUAAUCAGGAUAAAGAAGCUGGGGCUAUAAAAUUAGAGCUGAUUCCAGCCAGGCGAUUUUCCAGUGAGUUACACAGAAAUAAGCCCAUGGAGCAAGAGGACACACAAGAAAGUCUUGAAAAAAGGCCAACUAUGCCAAGGAAAGCUGAACCAAAAGGAAUGAGCAAAAACUGUGCCAUAUCCCUGGUUACGGAACCCACGAGUCCAAAGCUCCUGUACGUCGACAGAGUUGUCCAAGAAAUUCUGGAGACGGAGAGGACUUACGUGCAGGAUUUAAAAAGCAUUGUGAAGGAUUACCUUGAUUGUAUCACUGACCAAUCCAAGCUCUCCCUUGGGACAGAAGAGCGAUCAGCCCUGUUUGGAAACAUACGAGAUAUCUACCAUUUCAACAGUGAACUUUUGCAAGACUUGGAAAACUGUGAAAAUGACCCUGUAGCAAUAGCAGAAUGUUUUGUUUCCAAGAGUGAAGAUUUCCAUAUAUAUACACAGUACUGCACCAAUUAUCCAAGGUCAGUAGCUGUCCUAACAGAGUGCAUGAGGAACAAGACAUUGGCCAAGUUCUUCAGAGAACGGCAAGAAGCUUUACAUCACUCCCUGCCCUUGGGCUCCUAUCUUCUAAAACCUGUCCAGCGAAUCCUCAAGUAUCACCUGCUUUUACACGAAAUAGAAAACCACCUUGACAAGGACACUGAAGGGUAUGAUGUUGUACUAGAUGCUAUAGAUACAAUGCAGAGAGUGGCAUGGCACAUUAAUGAUAUGAAGAGGAAACAUGAACACGCCAUCAGGCUGCAAGAGAUACAGAGUUUACUCACUAACUGGAAAGGGCCAGACCUCACUAGUUAUGGGGAGCUGGUUUUGGAAGGAACAUUCCGCAUUCAGCGCGCAAAAAAUGAGCGCACUUUGUUCCUGUUUGACAAACUGCUGCUUAUUACAAAGAAGAGAGAAGAAAUGUAUACAUAUAAGGCUCACAUAUUGUGUGGCAAUCUCAUGCUUGUCGAAGUUAUACCAAAGGAACCGCUCAGCUUCAGUGUCUUCCACUAUAAAAAUCCCAAGAUGCAGCACACCGUGCAGGCAAAAUCGCAACAAGAUAAACGACUUUGGAUCCUUCACUUGAAGAGAUUGAUUCUGGAAAAUCACCCAGCUAAAAUACCUGCUAAGGCCAAGCAGGCAAUUUUAGAGAUGGAUGCCAUACAUCAUCCAGGAUUCCAUUACAGUCCAGAGGGAGAAAUGAAAGCAACCUAUCCUUUUAAGGAAGGCAUCACUCCACGGAGAGUGAGAAGGAAGUCAGAACCUUCAUCCAGAGUCCAUAAAGUUAUGAAGUCAAGUGUAAUAAAUUCAGAUAUGCAGAAGCGGAUCAGUAUUGAAGGAGCCCUGCUUUCUCAGGCUGCCAAACCAGGAUCAAAUGAAACUCUGCUCAGUUCUAGAAAAAAAGUGUCAUUAGACCACAGUGGGCUAGCAAAUCAGUUUCAAGAGCCCAUUGAACAAGCUUACAGCAGUGAUCAAGAUGAGAGUCUCCAAAUAUGUGCUACAGAUCAGAUAGAUGCUGAUGACGAGGAAGAGUCUGAACAGGGCACACAACAAAAUUCACAGCAAAAACCAAAGGGAGGUAGAAAAAGACUCAAUAGCCAAGCUGCUGAAAAUGUUGAAAAACGAAGAAGUGUCAAUCUCAACAAAUGUGCAGUCCAGAGCUCCAAGGACCCUUCAGAUGAAGAAUCAACCCAGUUGAAUACAGAUCUUCCAUUUUCUUGUUCUGCCAGGCAGUCAUCUAGGCAGUUCAGCACACCACAGAACAGUUCGCUAAUCAUGAAUAUCCUGGGGGGAGGUACAACGGCCAGAAACAUCUGGACAGAUCAUCAAAUUCGACAAGCUUUAUUCCCCAGCAGACGAGCGCAUCAUGAAAAUGAUGAAGAUGAAGAUGAUUAUCAGAUGUUUGUACCAUCAGUAUCUACAUCCAACUCAAGUUCAACUGUCUGUGAAGAGAGGGGCACUUCUGGUCGCCCAUGCAGCUGGCAUUUGGGACUAGUUCAUCAGAAUGAUGCUGCCAGUUCCAAUCAUCACAAAAUUGUUAGACGAGCCAGUAGUGCUGGUGAAAGUAAUAUUGGCCCAAAUGGUGCAAGGUACAGAGCCAGUGAACUUAGCCAGCACAGUUCUCGAAGGGAGGUAAAAAGUGGUUCUAGAACUGGCAUGAAUGCUUAUCCAGAAUAUUCAGAAGAGCUGACCAUUGAUGAUAUAGAACAUGUCUAUGAUAACAUAAGCUAUGAAGAUUUAAAACUGAUGGGUCUCACAAGGAGGGAAGAGUCUGAUCGUGGUCCCCAAAGAUCUGCUAGAGACUCUCUGUAUGAGAGUCAAAACAAAAUUAGUUUGGAAUUGACUUCCAAAAAGAGGCAGGCAGAUCAAAAUAGGACCUCUAUUUUUGAAACUAGAGAUGAGAGCCUACACAGGAGAGAGGCACCUACUUCAAGUUCAGAUGAGCUCAGGAUUGUUGAGGAUAACAUCUAUGACACCAUAGUGCUUCCAGAUCCACCACUGUUGACUUUUAAAUGUGACCGCCUUAAAUGCUCUAAAAGGAGGAGUUUUUUGGGCCUGGAAACAGAUUUUGCUUGUUGUGAUAGUCUACGGCAGUUUGUUUCUGAAGAGAGUCUUCAAUUCAGUGAAGAUGAAAGUCCUUACCAUCAUGUUCCAUUAGAUAAUGAUUAUUUGAGCUUAGUAGAUAGUUCCUCCAACUCUGAUUCACACUCUCACAAGUCUGUAGCAGAUAAACUUUCAGAGGAAGUAGAUGAAAUUUGGAAUGAUCUGGAGAAUUAUAUCAAGAAAAAUGAAGAAAAGACAAGAGACCGCCUCCUUGCAGCCUUUCCUGUUUGCAAAGAUGACAUACAGGAAAGGCUGCAUGUGGGAAGUACACCUGAAUUGAGUAAGGAUGUGGAAUAUUCUCUUUCUACCCUCUCCCUGCCUGAAACCCCUGUUUUCCCUAAGACUUUGAAGCACAAAGCAAACGUCAAAUGUGAAGAAACAUCACCAUGUAAAGAGAGUUCAUUUAUGAGCCUAAGCAGAUCUUCCUUCUGCAGUGAGCUGCCUUUCAUGGAUAGCCCUUAUGAAUUUGCAAAUAGUAUUCUAUCCAAUGCACAUACAGAAAGCACUGACAAUGAAUUAGAUGUUGUGGACAAAACAAAAAACAGGGUCUUUUUGAUGGCAAGGCAAUACAGCCAAAAAAUUAAGAAGGCUAACCAGCUUUUGAAGGUAAAAAGUCCAGAGCAGGAACAGCCAGCCAGCCGUCAACCUAAACUGAAGCACAAAGACCUUGCAGCCAUUUUGGAGGAGAAUAAACAAGGCGGACCUGCCAUUGGUGCCAGAAUUGCUGAAUAUUCCCAGCUUUAUGACCAGAUUGUUUUUAGAGAGACUUCACCCAGAAUCCAAAAGGAUACCUGGGCCAGUUCUCAGGAGCCAUCAACCUUAAGGUAUUCCUCACCAGAAUCAACAUCUCCUUCUCAUUCUCAGUUAGCUAGUGAAUGUUUAAGGGAAGAAGACUGGUUUUUACAUUCUACAUACAGUAAUGGAGAACUAGCUGAUUUCUCUCCUUGGCCGGAAGUCCAGGAACCAAAGUCAAAGAGUUCUCCUGCAGAGACUGGCACAAAAAGCAAUCUAAGACAGUUGCCAUCAGCUUGUUCAGUGCCUUCCCUUCAGAUUUCUACACAUCUGCAUGUUCCAGCACAAAGGUGGAGUGCUAUUAUAAGUCAGCCUAACAAAGAGAAUUUACAUCAAGAUAACAUGUAUAACUCUCUUGGAAGAAGAGCACACAUUACAAAAUCACAAGCGUACAGCAGGUCACAGUCCUCUUCCUCAGUUGUGGUCAACAGGUCUGGGGAGGCAAUUAUCUACCCCAAUGAAAUGGACAAGAAAAAGUUACAUUCAAAUAGACAUUUUAGAUCUGAUACUUACCAAGAGUCUCUGUCAACUGCUGCUUCAGGAUUCUUGGUAUCCAGUGUAAGAAAGCAGCACCCUGAAAGCUGUUCAGACAUGAUUCUGCAAGACUCUCAGAAAGUCCUGAGAGUAAACAGGAACUCGCCACUAAAUGCACAAAUAGCGACGCAGAACUAUUUUUGUAAUUUCAAAGAUACUGAAGAAGAAGGGGAUGACGAUGACUAUGUUGAGAUAAAAUCUGAUGAUGAGGGGUCUGACUUAGAGACUACGCAGAACCAAACAAAGAAAUCAGACCCAAAGUUGAAUAAUGCAGAUGGUGAUUCUUCUGACACUCCCUCAAGCAAAAACAUGUCUUGUACUUCUCCAAAAUCAGUGAACAGCAAACACGCACUUACCCCUUAUCUGACUGCAUACAGUGAUUCAGAUAAAUUAAAUGACUACUUGUGGAGAGUACCAUCUCCUAAUCAGCAGAAUAUAGUCCAGUCUUUAAGGGAAAAGUUUCAGUGUCUUAGUUCAAGUAGCUUCGCUUGACACUUUCACUGAUGUCUAAUUGUACUACUGCCUUAACACAUCAGAGUAUACAUCAGAACAGCCAGUACUGUCAUCAUAUAUUUUAAUAUUUUUAAGACAUCAAGCACUAUAUCUCAGUAAUAUUGUAAAUAGAUGUGUAAAAUAUCUUUUUUACAAUACAGAAUAUUGAGAAAGCCAGUGGUCCUGUGAGCACUCUCUGAUACUAAGAUCGAUUUGUGUCUUUAUAAUAUAGACUGUUUUUUCCUAAUCUCACUGUCUUAACUUGAAUAUACUUUACCACCCCGCUUUUCUCUCCUCCAUAGCUCACUUUAUUUUUAGCCACGAUAAUGUAAUUGAUAAAGCCACUAUGCCAUGUGGAAACCUUUGUAUUCAGGCUUUUAAGAACAGGCGCCUAGUGCUGUGUCCAAAAAAUACAUUUUCCGUUACACUAAUUGCAUGUGAUUGUUCAGCUGAACAUCUAAUCAUCUGAAUGUGCAAAUACCAGGUUCUGAACACAGUUGGACAAGCUAACUGUGCAAUUGCCUGCACAUUUUUGCACAUCAGACUGUAAGUCUGUGGGACCAAUGCACAUAAUACCAAAUAUACAGUAGUAUUUAGAACAGGACUUUUAUGUUUUAAAAUAAAUCUAGUCCCAGUGUUUUGUGAAUAGUGCCUGAUUGAUAACUGUGUAUCUGAAGCCAUUGUAUUUAAUAUUCCUACAUAAUAGCUAAAGAACAGGAACUGGCAGCUUUCCUUAUACCAUGCUGUGAAUAUGCCUCCAACCUGUUCUGGAUGCUUUUAGCUUUCGAGAGCUGGAGGGUAAUUAAUUGUCUUAGGCUCAUUCAACCCUUGGUCUUGUAGAAAUAGCUACUCUGGCUGCUGAUUUACCAUCAAUUUUAAAUGUAGCAUUUGCAAGCUGGGCACCUUUCUUUUAAGAGUGAAGCUAUUAAUAACCGAUAAAUUGAAAUGACUGAUGAAAACUCUCGCAAGAAUAACGGUGUCCUAUGGAUACGUUUUUAAGUAGAUAAUCUUGUCAAUCAAAGCCAAAUGCUUGUGAAUGUGUUUGGGCUGUCUGCAAUUUAACAUAACUUUAAUUUUGAACAUUCUAUAGUACUCAAAAUGUAGGAGUCCAUUAGCCAAAACAAUGUAAUACUAAAAAAUGAAAUUGGUUGUAUUGCCGAUGCAUUAUUACCAAAACAGAGCUGGAGCUGAGAUUUGAAAAUAAAUCCCCUGAAAAAGCAUGCUUUUCUUUAGAUGGUUCAGUUUUCAACAUCAGAAGUGUUAAAGGAAGCAAAAUAUCAUAGAAAAUGCGUUAUGUCAAACAUGCUUUGCCCAUAUCAGCUUGAAAUGAGAACUACUUUCCUUAAAAUUCACUGCAUACACAUUGGCUUUUAAAGGCAUGGUUCAACUUUCUUUGGAAUGACAAUUCUCUUUCAUAACAGCUUAAGCUUUUGAUUAGCGGCCAUUUGUAAGGGUACAAACCAGAACAAUAAAACUUUUAAGACCAAAGAUUCUAUUCUCAUACAAGUGCUCUGAAUAAUAAAUAAAAGAUGGAAGAAAAAUUGAGUGCAUGAUGCUCAGCAAUUUUUCUUCUUAAAGAGAGACAAGUUUUCAAUCUUGUCAGUGAUGUAUCAGUGUCUUCUUCAAGGAAGAGUAUAGCGAAUUGACCUCUCAGUAGCAGAGUUUAUACUUUAAAAUAGUCUCUGAUACCUAGUCCUGUUUUUGGAGCCAGCUUUUCUAUUAGCUUCGAAAAAGGAACUGCUUUAUAAACUGUUGGGGAGGGAGGAGGGAUAAAAAAAAUUCGUUUUUAUCAUGCUGACUGACUAAGAUAUCUGAAAUGAAAUAGGAGAUGAGGAUGGCACCUUAACAUCUUGUAAGUAUCUUUCUCAACAUAGGAUCUGUUUCUGAAAGAUUCCUCUCCCAUUCCCCCCAUGCAAAUCUCAGUACUCAGUCUUAGUUCAUCUUCCCUGCCAGUUAGUGUUUGGUACAAUUUCAAGGACUAAUCCUUACUUUCUUCAUGCAUGUUAGCUUUUGCUCUUUCGUUCUCUCUCUUGCUUCUCUCAGCUUUUUAACUUAUUCAUUUUUCUUUCUUUCCAAUUAAUUUUUAAAAAGGCAGUGCAUUAUUUUAGUGGCUAGAAAUACUAAUGAACCAUUCCUUUUCAGCUGGUGCACCUGAAAACAGUGACCAUGGCACUUCUGAAAGCGCUGAUCUGUGCUAUUUGGGGAAGAGAGCCUGGUCUUGACCGCUAAGAAUCAAACUGAAUUUUGCCUGGAAAAAUUGCCACUAGCACAUGAACAUCUAAAAAAAAAUUUAAACAUCAGUCCACAUGUUUGCGAUCCUGCCUUUGGCAAAGCAAGAACUGAUUACACUUCUGGGUCAGGUUCGCUUAAAGAUCUGUGUGGGGAGAGGUUGAAUGUAACCAUUAGCUUAGAGUCUCUAGCAGUGGGAAUUAUGUGCUAAAUGUGUGGUAGUAUGCAAAGGAUCGGCUGUGGCCUACAGGAAAUUUGUGUAACCAUAAAACAGGGACACCAGCUGUUGAAAGCGGCUUGGCCAGGUUGACUGGUUAUGUGCUAAUUUAACUCAGCUAUGUUGCAGUUUUGGUCAGUAGGGAGUUUCUUGUGGGUGAAUUUCAAGAUCUCCUUUUUAAGAGAAUGAAUUUCUUCUAAAAGGAAAUGACCCUUGCUUGCAUAGGGAGGCAAAAUUUGGGGAGGGACUGAAUCUGGUCCAGUAGGUAUAAUAGGUCUAAUAAAGUAGUAGCUUCCACACACACACCCCUGCCCCCUGAAUACAUUCCAUUUUUUCCAAAUGACACGUACAAUGAAUUAAUACUCCCAUUUACUGCAAGUAUGGUUGUUUCAAUAUGAUAUACAUUUAGCUCUCCCAUUUUCUCUGUUGCAUGACUUGGGCUUUUAUUACUUGAAACCACUGUAUACAAAUAGAGCCUAAAUGUGUUUGCUGUAUAGCCACUGAGAUAUCUUGUACAAGUGUUGUUGUGGUGCAUACAUUUUCCAGAUUAAGCAGGAAAACAGUAAUAGAAAUCAAAUGUAUUAUACUAAACAAAGUUAUUAGUUAAAGUACUGUUUCCAUACUACUUUCCUCAAGCACAGUAGCCCACCUGGUAAUUUUAGAACUGUUAACUAAUACUGUGUAUGUUGUUCUGAGCAAAAUCUGAUGUUGAGACGUAUUCAAUGACUUCUGUUUUUCUGAGAAGCAUAUUUAAGGAAUUUCUGCUUGUUGCAUUGUGUUGAACUACCUACUACACAAUUCCUUGUAUUGCUUAGGAAUAGCUUUGGGGUUUUAUUUGAUCAUUAUCCUAUAAGCUCAUGUGCUAACUGUGGAUAGAUGUGCUAAAUAGAACUGCAUCUAGUAAAACAAUUGAAAAAUAACAUUGUACAUAUUUAAGAUACCAAAAAUGUAGCGGUUCUCAUAUUUAUAUAGGUUGUAAAGUAAUGUAAAUAUGAAUAGAAAUUUAAAAUGUGUGCUUUUUAACUAUAGCACACCUAGAUUUGUCUGAACUAUUCAAGGAAUUGUGUCUUAACUUUUAGAAGUCAAUGACAUCUCAUGCAGUAAGUGGAGUAAAAUGGAAGGGAGUUAUAAAAUGCAUAACUCUUACCAGGAACCAUUUCAUACCAUUUUAAAUAAAUUUGGUGUGCUUUAAAUUAUUUUGGUGUGUGAUUCUGGCAGAUAGGCAGCUGGAGCUGAUACAAAGCUAAGCACUGGAUACUCUGUAUUGGUAAAAAAGGAUUAACAGCUUUCAUUUUUUUUUCAGUGGAUGUAAAAAGUUAUAAAAAUACUAGGUUAUACUAACAAGUAGUUUGAGUUAUGUCAUUGGUGAUCCCUGUUACGUUCUACAAAUGAAAUAAAAAUAAAAGGGCCAGUAAAGCCAUAAUGAAAGUCAAUGCUAACUGAGAAGUGUUGCUUAUUAGGCUUAAAUGGGGUAUACAAUUGUUCUUGUUGGCAAUUCCCAUCCAAAAACAUGUGAAGUAAUGCUGACCAGUAACCUUUAUUUAGUUAUAAAUGAGCAUUUAAAUAAAUUAGAAGAGUUGGGAACACUGUACAUUUCUUUAGGGAAAAGAUUUCCACAUAUUUUCUGAGACUUUCUGAUGUCAUCACUCCACCAGACUCGGUUAGCUUGGCGCUAGCUUGCUUUGAUGCAGGGGAGAGAAAGUACAAAAAAUAAGUAGUUUCAAUGGCAAAGGUUAAAAGUUAAUUUUCUAAAUGGAACAAAGAUGAUGGUAAGAUUUUAAUUUUCAAAAAGGCAGCAUAUGAUUAUCUGAAGCCUCAGGGUACUGAAAAAUGUGAAUGGAAUAAAUAUAUAGCAGCCACAGUUUUGUACUGAACUCUGAGUCCAGGUGGUAAAAAUUGUUGUUUUAAAAGCAGUUGUGUUUUUCCAUUUCUUGCCAUUUCAUAGGCAGCUUGUCCCUGUGGUAAUGAACCCAACUUUUUAAAAGCAAUGUUUUGUUUGAAAGAGCUAUUUUUAAAUCAUGUAAUACUGGAAAAAUUCUCAUAUUUUACUGUAUAGUUUAAGCUUCUGUGUCAUCUGGUAGUAAUUGCACUAUGCUACCAGAAGGGGUUGAAAAAUGAAGUUAAUUGUUCUGAGUUUGUUUUAAUUGUAUAUUUCUUUGUUUCUGCAUACAUGUAUAACAUCUUGUCCUAUGGAUAAGAAAUGCAUUUUUUUUAAUAUUGCACUUUUUUCAUGACUUGUUUUGUAAAGAAUAUGUAAAAAAUAUAUGUACAUGUAGGAAGCUUCUUAAGUCAAAGCUUUUUUUGCCCUUUUGUUUUGCUUAAAAGCUGAGUUUAAAGCAUGCCAAAACUAAGGAAAACAUGUAAGUACAUGCUGUUUAGACAAAAAAGUAAUAAAUGCUAAAUUUGUGUUCAAA